CCUACCUUCCCGCCGCUCCAGAGGGGCUCGCAGAGCUGAGGACGCGCGCGGCGCUGCUCAAGGUCUCUCUCUCAGCACCCUCGCCGGCCGGCAUCUGACACGGGUGUCAGGGGGCUCCGGGCGCCUUUCAGCAUCCCUUCCCCAGGCCGGCCGGGACUCCGCUACCCAGACGCCGCCGCUGCGGCCACCGCCCGAGGGGACCUGCGGACAGGACGCCGGCAGGAGGAGGGGUGCGCCGCGCCCGCCCAGAGCGUCUCCCCCGCGGCGCGGCCAGACCCGGGCCUCCAGGCCCCAGGAGCCCCGCUGUCUCGCCAAGUGUAUGGGACUGAAGUUCUUGGAGAAGGAAGCCCAACUCUUGAAGGUGAACUAUGACCACUUUACUCUUGGUGUUUGUGACUCUGAGGGUCAUCACAGCAGCCAUCUCAGUAGAAGUUUCAGAACCUGACAACUCACUGAGUGUCAGCAUCCCUGAACCGUCCCCACUGCGGGUCCUCCUGGGGAGCUCCCUCACCAUCCCCUGCUACUUCAUCGACCCCAUGCACCCCGUGACCACCGCCCCCUCCACCGCCCCCCUCGCCCCAAGAAUCAAGUGGAGCCGCAUUUCCAAGGAGAAGGAGGUGGUGCUGCUGGUGGCCACUGAAGGGCGGGUGCGGGUCAACAGCGCCUACCAAGACAAGGUCACGCUGCCCAACUACCCCGCCAUCCCCAGCGACGCCACCCUGGAAAUCCAGAACAUGCGCUCCAAUGACUCCGGGAUCUAUCGCUGUGAGGUGAUGCACGGCAUCGAGGACAGCCAGGCCACCCUAGAGGUCGUGGUAAAAGGCAUCGUGUUCCAUUACAGAGCCAUCUCCACGCGCUACACCCUGGACUUUGACAGGGCGCAGCGGGCCUGCCUGCAGAACAGCGCCAUCAUCGCCACGCCCGAGCAGCUGCAGGCCGCCUAUGAGGAUGGCUUCCACCAGUGCGACGCCGGCUGGCUGGCCGAUCAGACUGUGAGGUACCCCAUCCACACGCCGAGGGAAGGUUGCUAUGGAGACAAGGAUGAGUUUCCGGGCGUGAGAACCUACGGCAUCCGGGACACCAACGAAACCUAUGACGUGUACUGCUUCGCGGAGGAGAUGGAGGGCGAGGUCUUCUAUGCAACAUCCCCGGAGAAGUUCACCUUCCAAGAGGCAGCCAACGAGUGCCGGCGGCUGGGCGCCCGGCUGGCCACUACGGGCCAACUCUACCUGGCCUGGCAGGGUGGCAUGGACAUGUGCAGCGCCGGCUGGCUGGCUGACCGCAGCGUGCGAUACCCCAUCUCCAAGGCCCGGCCUAACUGCGGGGGCAACCUCCUGGGAGUGAGGACCGUCUACCUGCAUGCCAACCAGACAGGCUACCCUGACCCUUCAUCCCGCUAUGACGCCAUCUGCUACACAGGUGAAGAUUUUGUGGACAUCCCAGAAAACUUUUUCGGGGUGGGCGGCGAGGAGGCCAUCACCAUCCAGACGGUGACCUGGCCUGACAUGGAGCUGCCCCUGCCCCGAAAUAUCACCGAGGGUGAAGCCCGAGGCAGCGUGAUCCUCACGGCAAAGCCCGACUUUGAAGUCUCCCCCACCGCCCCGGAAACCAAGGAGCCUUUCACAUUUGUCCCCGAAGUAAGGGCCACUGCAUUCCCUGAAGUAGAGAACAGGACUGGAGAGGCCACCCGGCCCUGGGCCUUUCCCAGCGAGUCCACGCCCGGCCUGGGAGCCCCCACGGCCUUCACCAGCGAGGACCUCGUCGUGCAGGUGACCUUAGCCCCAGGUGUAGCCGAGGUCCCUGGGCAGCCACGACUGCCAGGGGGAGUCGUGUUCCACUACCGCCCCGGCUCCUCCCGCUACUCGCUGACCUUUGAGGAGGCCAAGCAGGCCUGCCUGCGCACCGGGGCCAUCAUCGCCUCGCCCGAGCAGCUCCAGGCCGCCUACGAAGCAGGCUACGAGCAGUGUGACGCCGGCUGGCUGCAGGACCAGACAGUCAGAUACCCCAUUGUGAGCCCGCGGACCCCCUGUGUGGGGGACAAGGACAGCAGCCCGGGGGUCCGGACCUACGGUGUGCGGCCACCAUCAGAAACCUACGAUGUAUACUGCUACGUGGACAGACUCGAGGGGGAGGUGUUCUUUGCCACACGCCUGGAGCAGUUCACCUUCUGGGAAGCCCAGGAGUUCUGUGAAUCCCAGAACGCCACGCUGGCCACCACGGGCCAGCUCUACGCUGCCUGGAGCCGUGGUCUGGACAAGUGCUACGCCGGCUGGCUGGCUGACGGCAGCCUCCGCUACCCCAUCGUCACCCCAAGGCCCGCCUGUGGCGGGGACAAACCGGGCGUGAGAACCGUCUACCUCUACCCCAACCAGACGGGCCUCCUGGAUCCGCUGUCCCGGCACCACGCCUUCUGCUUCCGAGGUGUUUCAGCGGCGCCCUCUCCAGAAGAAGAGGAGGGUAGUGCACCCACAGCAGGCCCUGACGUGGAGGACUGGAUCGUGACCCAAGUGGGGCCUGGCGUGGCUGCUGUCCCCGUCGGGGAGGAGACGACUGCAAUCCCAGGCUUCACCGUUGAGCCAGAAAACAAGACGGAAUGGGAACUUGCCUACACCCCAGCGGGCACGUUGCCACUACCAGGGAUCCCUCCUACAUGGCCUCCCACUGGAGAAGCAACAGAGGAGUACACAGAAGGCCCUUCUGGAACGGAAGUGCCCUCAGCCUCAGAGAAGCCGUUCCCUUCAGAGGAACCAUUCCUCCCAGAGAAACCAUUCCCCUCAGAGAAACCAUUCCUCCCAGAGGAACUGUUCCCCUCAGAGAAGCCAUUCCCCUCAGAGAAGCCAUUCCCCUCAGAAAAGCCGUUCCCCUCAGAGGAACCGUUCCCCUCAGAAAAACCAUUCCCCCCAGAGGAACUGUUCCCCUCAGAGAAGCCAAUCCCCUCAGAGGAGCCAUUCCCCUCAGAGAAGCCAUUCCCCCCAGAGGAACCAUUCCCCUCAGAGAAACCAAUCCCCUCAGAGGAGCCUUUCCCCUCAGAGAAGCCAUUCCCCUCAGAGGAGCCAUUCCCCUCAGAAGAGCCAUCCACACUUUCAGCCCCAGUGCCCAGCAGGACUGAGCUGCCAAGCUCUGGGGAGGUGUCUGGGGUGCCCGAAGUCAGUGGUGACUUCACAGGCAGUGGAGAAAUUUCAGGACACCUAGACUUCAGUGGGCAGCCCUCAGGGGAAAGUGCAAGUGGACUGCCCUCUGAAGACCUUGACUCCAGUGGGCUCACCUCUGCAGUGGGCUCAGGCCUGCCUGUGGAAAGUGGACUGCCUUCAGGGGAAGAAGAGAGAAUUACAUGGACCAGUGCUCCUAAAGUUGACAGGUUGCCCUCUGGGGGUGAGGGCCCAGAAGUUUCUGGAGUAGAGGACAUCAGUGGACUUCCUUCUGGAGGAGAGGUUCAUCUAGAGAUCUCUGCCUCUGGAGUAGAGGACCUCAGUGGACUUCCUUCUGGAGAAGAAGGUCAUCUAGAGAUCUCUGCCUCUGGAGUAGAAGACCUCAGUGGAAUUCCUUCUGGAGAAGGUCCAGAAGUCUCUGUUUCUGGAGUAGAGGACCUUAGUGGACUUCCUUCUGGAGAAGGUCCAGAAGUCUCUGUUUCUGGAGUAGAGGACCUCAGUAGACUUCCUUCUGGAGAAGGUCCAGAAGUCUCUGCUUCUGGGGUAGAGGACCUUAGUGGACUUCCUUCUGGAGAAGGUCCAGAAGUCUCUGUUUCUGGAGUAGAGGAUCUCAGCAGACUUCCUUCUGGAGAAGGUCCAGAAGUCUCUGCUUCUGGAGUAGAGGACCUCAGUAGACUUCCUUCUGGAGAAGGUCCAGAAAUCUCUGCCUCUGGAGUAGAGGACAUCAGUAGACUUCCUUCUGGAGAAGGUCCAGAAGUCUCUGCUUCUGGAGUAGAGGACCUCAGUAGACUUCCUUCUGGAGAAGGUCAUCUAGAGAUCUCUGCCUCUGGAGUAGAGGACCUCAGUAGACUUCCUUCUGGAGAAGGUCCAGAAGUCUAUGUUUCUGGAGUAGAGGAUCUCAGCAGACUUCCUUCUGGAGAAGGUCCAGAAGUCUCUGCCUCUGGAGUAGAGGACCUCAGUGUUCUUCCUUCUGGAGAAGGUCAUCUAGAGAUCUCUACCUCUGGAGUAGAGGACCUCAGUGUUCUUCCUUCUGGAGAAGGUCAUCUAGAGAUCUCUGCCUCUGGAGUAGAGGACAUCAGUAGACUUCCUUCUGGAGAAGGUCCAGAAGUCUCUGCCUCUGGAGUAGAGGACCUCAGUGUUCUUCCUUCUGGAGAAGAUCAUCUAGAGAUCUCUGCCUCUGGAGUAGAGGACAUCAGUAGACUUCCUUCUGGAGAAGGUCCAGAAGUCUCUGCCUCUGGAGUAGAGGACCUCGGUGUUCUUCCUUCUGGAGAAGGUCAUCUAGAGAUCUCUGCCUCUGGAGUAGAGGACCUCAGUAGACUUCCUUCUGGAGGAGAGGAUCAUCUAGAGACUUCUGCUUCUGGAGUAGGGGACCUUAGUGGACUUCCUUCUGGAAGGGAAGGUCUGGAGAUCUCUGCUUCUGGAGCUGGGGAUCUUAGUGGGUUGACUUCUGGAAAAGAAGACUUGACUGGGUCAGCUUCUGGAGCCUUGGACCUUGGCAGAAUACCUUCUGUAACUCUAGGAAGUGGGCAAGCUCCAGAAGCAAGUGGUCUUCCUUCUGGAUUUAGUGGUGAGUAUUCUGGGGUGGACCUUGAAAGUGGCCCAUCCUCUGGCCUUCCUGAUUUCAGUGGACUUCCAUCUGGGUUCCCAACUGUCUCCCUAGUGGAUACUACAUUGGUGGAAGUCGUCACAGCCACCACAGCAGGUGAACUAGAAGGAAGGGGAACCAUUGACAUCAGCGGUGCUGGAGAAACAUCUGGGCUGCCCUUCGGUGAGUUGGACAUUAGUGGAGGAGCAAGCGGACUCUCUUCAGGAGCUGAACUCAGUGGCCAAGCAUCUGGGUCUCCUGACAUCAGUGGGGAAACCUCUGGACUCUUCGGUGUCAGUGGACAGCCCUCAGGGUUUCCUGACAUUAGUGGGGAAACUUCCGGGCUUCUUGAGGUCAGUGGGCAGCCAUCAGGGUUUUCUGGAGAAAUAUCUGGCGUGACUGAGCUUAGCGGACUGGCCUCUGGACAACCAGAAAUCAGUGGAGAAGCUUCUGGAAUUCUUUCUGGCCUUGGUCCACCAUUCGGCAUAACCGACCUGAGUGGAGAAGCACCCGGGAUCCCUGAUCUCAGUGGGCAACCAUCGGGUUUGCCAGAGUUCAGUGGGACAACAUCCGGGAUCCCUGACCUGGUUUCCAGUGCUGUGAGUGGCAGUGGUGAAUCUUCUGGCAUUACGUUCGUGGACACCAGUUUGGUUGAAGUGACCCCAACGACAUUUAAAGAAGAAGAAGGCUUAGGAUCUGUGGAACUCAGUGGCCUCCCUUCAGGAGAGGCGGGUCUCUCAGGCACAUCUGGGCUAGUGGAUGUCAGUGGACUGUCUUCUGGAGAAAUUGACUCCAGUGGGUUUACGUCCCAGCCUCCAGAACUCAGUGGCCUGCCAAGCGGAGUAACUGAGGUCAGUGGAGAAGCCUCCGGAGCUGAGAGUGGGAGCAGCCUGCCCUCCGGAGCAUAUGACAGCAGUGGACUUCCGUCUGGUUUCCCCACUGUCUCUUUUGUAGACAGGACUUUGGUGGAAUCUGUAACCCAGGCUCCAACUGCCCAAGAAGCAGGAGAAGGGCCUUCAGGCAUUCUGGAACUUAGCGGUGCCCCUUCUGGAGCACCAGACAUGUCUGGAGACCAUUUGGGAUCUUUGGACCAAAGUGGGCUUCAGUCUGGACUAGUGGAGCCCAGUGGGGAGCCCGCAAGUACUCCAUAUUUUAGUGGGGACUUUUCUGGCACCACUGAUGUAAGUGGGGAAUCCUCUGUAGCCAUGAGCACCAGUGGGGAGGCCUCCGGACUUCCAGAAGUUACGUUAAUCACGUCUGAGUUGGUGGAGGGUGUUACUGAACCAACUGUUUCCCAGGAACUGGGCCAGAGACCCCCCGUAGCAUACACCCCCCAGCUUUUUGAAUCCAGUGGUGAAGCCUCUGCGUCUGGGGAUGUGCCAAGGUUCCCUGGAUCUGGGGUAGAAGCGUCAUCAGUCCCAGAAUCCAGCGGUGAGACGUCAGCCUAUCCCGAGGCUGAGGUGGGAGUGUCUGCUGCCCCCGAGGCAAGUGGAGGAGCUUCCGGGUCCCCUAACCUGAGUGAAACCACCUCCACCUUCCAUGAAGCUGAUCUGGAGGGAACCUCAGGCCCGGGAGCGAGUGGCAGCCCCUCAGCCUUUCCAGAAGGCCCCACGGAGGGCUUGGCCACCCCGGAAGUGAGUGGAGAGUCAACCCCUGCCUUUGACGUGAGCAUAGAGGCAUCAGGCUCACCUUCCGCCACUCCCCUGGCUUCUGGAGACAGGACUGACACCAGCAGAGACCUGUCUGGCCACACCUCGGGGCUGGAUAUUGUCAUCAGCACCACCAUCCCAGAAUCCGAGUGGACUCAGCAGACCCAGCGCCCUGCAGAGGCACGUCUAGAAAUCGAAUCCUCAAGCCCUGUGCACUCAGGAGAAGAGAGCCAAACAGCCGACACAGCCACCUCCCCGACUGAUGCUUCUAUCCCAGCCUCCGCAGGAGGGACAGAUGAUUCAGAGGCAACCACAACAGACAUUGACGAGUGCCUCUCAAGCCCUUGUCUGAAUGGAGCCACCUGCGUGGAUGCCAUCGACUCUUUCACAUGCUUAUGCCUUCCCAGCUACCAAGGGGACGUGUGUGAGAUUGACCAGAAGCUGUGCGAGGAGGGCUGGACCAAGUUCCAGGGCCACUGUUACCGCCACUUCCCCGACCGGGCAACCUGGGUGGAUGCUGAGAGCCAGUGCCGGAAGCAGCAGUCACACCUGAGCAGCAUCGUCACCCCCGAGGAGCAGGAGUUUGUCAACAACAAUGCCCAGGACUACCAGUGGAUCGGCCUGAAUGACAAGACCAUCGAAGGGGACUUCCGCUGGUCAGAUGGACACUCCUUGCAAUUUGAGAACUGGCGCCCCAACCAGCCUGACAACUUCUUUGCCGCUGGGGAGGACUGCGUGGUGAUGAUCUGGCAUGAGAAGGGCGAGUGGAACGAUGUCCCAUGCAAUUACCAGCUGCCCUUCACAUGUAAAAAGGGCACAGUGGCCUGCGGAGAGCCCCCCGUGGUGGAGCAUGCCAGAAUCUUCGGACAGAAGAAGGACCGAUACGAGAUCAAUGCCCUGGUGCGGUACCAGUGCACCGAGGGCUUCAUCCAGCGCCAUGUGCCCACCAUCCGGUGCCAGCCCAGCGGGCACUGGGAGGAGCCUCGGAUCACCUGCACGGACCCCGCUACCUACAAGCGCAGACUACAGAAGCGGAGCUCACGGCCCCUGAGGAGGAGCCGCCCCAGCACGGCCCACUGAGAGGAGCUUCCCGGACGUGCCCAGGACGCUGAGCCCAGAAGCCUGGCCAGGCUGACACCCCAUCCAGAUGGUGUCCUCUCCUUGUCGCUUUCUGUCAUAUAAGGAAUUCCAUUAAAGAAGGAAAAAAAAUAAACCCCACAUUGUGUAUGCACCCGCCCACCCCCCCAAAUCGCCAAAUCUGCAUCUAAUUUUCCCCUCAAACGCCAAAGCAAAGCAAACGUAUGGUAACCCAUGGACUGGAGUUUAGAGACGUUCCUUCAAUCUCCCAUCGUGCCUUUCCAGGGACCAGCACAGGGACAGGGGGAGAAGGGAAGGGGUUAAGUUAAAUAAAGAAGAUUAUUUUUUGUUUCCUGACUUUA
Messenger RNA from Bubalus bubalis (water buffalo), 7822 nucleotides. RefSeq names its product aggrecan (gene ACAN). Bases 369 to 7463 code for a protein of 2364 amino acids. The record is from RefSeq and is a predicted model, not a curated record. Lineage: Eukaryota; Metazoa; Chordata; Mammalia; Artiodactyla; Bovidae. Gene Ontology annotation, biological process: cell adhesion. Gene Ontology annotation, molecular function: calcium ion binding; hyaluronic acid binding. The transcript has 18 exons.